Messenger RNA from Penaeus vannamei (Pacific white shrimp), 774 nucleotides. The record is from RefSeq and is a predicted model, not a curated record. Lineage: Eukaryota; Metazoa; Arthropoda; Malacostraca; Decapoda; Penaeidae.
AUGGCGCUGAGCAUCCGCUCGUUCUCCAUCACGGACGCCGAGAGGCGUCCUUCGCGGAGGGCGUGGCGGGACGUGGCGGCGGGCGGCGGCGGGCAGCACUACGGCGACGAGUACAAGAAGGAGAGCGCGGGCGACGGCGACGGCCAGGGCACGGACGGCUACGCGGGCGUCCUCCCGUCCGCCCACUUCGACGUGGCGUGCUACGAGGCUGCGGGCGGCGACAGCGGCUUCCUGCACCAGCCUCACCCGGCCGCCCACGGAGGCUUUCCGGGCUCCCCUUUCCACGACGCCCGCACCACCUCCUCCGCGUCCUCCGACGCCCACGGCGACAAGGGACGGGGCUUCGCGGAGGCGUACGGGAGCUACCUGCACCACCAGUUCGGCGCCGGCGUGGCCGCCCACGAGGGCCUCCUGGGCGGCACGCCGCGCCACCAGACGCACCUCCACCUCCAGCACCCCCACCUCCACCCCGACAAGGCCCGGGCGGCCAGCGGCGGCCCCCCGCCCCCCGCCUCCUACUCGGCCUCGUCCCCGUCCUCCUCCAACUCCACCUCCACGUCGCUGGCGUCGUCGUCGCCCUCCUUCGCCCCCGCCUCCGCCGCCGGCGCCAUGCCCUCGCUGGCGGGCUCCACCAUCCUCCUGAACCCCAUGGCGCUGCUGGCGGACUCCGAGUGCGAGGGCGCCGCCGCCGGGCCCAAGAUGAGGCAGGAGUUCAGCACGCUCGACCUGGCGGCGCUGCAGGAGGAGGCGCACGAGGUCGUCAUCUGCGAGUGA